UAUUCGUGUAGCUCAUGACGAAUGGGCAGGCAGCGUCGUUAUCUCCUUAAUAUACUCACGUGAAUUACAGUCAGCUGCAAAACCAAGCAAACAUUUUGGAUUAGAAAGUUAAAUUUUAAUUUUAAGCAGCAUUUUGAAUUAGUACGCUUUAGGCAAAAUGGAAAGGCACCUGAAAAAAUUCCUGGAUCAGGUGAAACGUCCCGGAGUUAGUGACUGGGGUUCAGUUGAAAAAAUUGCUACAGAGUACAAUCUUAUUCGCUCACAGACUGAAGCCACAAAACAGAAGGCUGGUCUUACGAUGGAAGCAGGGGCUUUGAAGAACAACACGAAGAAAAACCGCUACCGAGAUAUUUUGCCCUAUGACCAGAGUCGAGUGCUGCUCAACCUGUUGAAGGAAGAGUUUGAGUCAGAUUACAUCAAUGCCAGCUUAAUUCAGGGUGCCACAAAAAACAGAUUAUAUAUCGCAACCCAAGGUCCCCUGAGCAACACUGUUAUAGACUUUUGGAGGAUGAUUUGGCAAUAUGAAGUGAAGGUCAUAAUUAUGGCUUGCAAAGAAAUAGAGAUGGGAAAGAAAAAAUGUGAGCAGUACUGGCCACCCUGUACAAAAACAGCCAUCAUUGGACCAUUUGUUAUAUCAAAUCUGAAUGAGUCUCUACCAAAUGAGGAAGUCGUUGUGCGCACGUUUUCUGUGAAAUAUCAAGACGAAACGAGAGGCCUUUCCCAGUUCCAGUACAUGGCAUGGCCCGACCACGGCAUCCCGUUGGUGUCGGACGGCCUCCUGGGCAUGAUGGACAUGGCGCAGAAGGUGCAGGCGAGCAGCGCCGCCCCCCUGGUCAUCCACUGCAGUGCCGGAUGCGGAAGAACAGGAGUGAUCUGUGCACUAGAUUAUAUAAAUGAUCUUCUAAAGAUAAAGAGGAUCGGCGAGGAUUUUAACAUCAUGGACAUUGUGCUGGAAAUUAGGAGCCAAAGGCCGUCAGCUGUUCAGACAAAGGAACAGUAUGAAUUUCUGUACCAUAUUGUUUCACAAAUGUUUGAGAAUGCCCUGAAAUCCUCAAGCAACCACUAUCAAAACAUGAUGGAGCCUUGCUACGACAAUGUGAGAUCGCUAAAGAAAGAAGAACGACAAGCAACAUCUUUCAAAAGCAGCCGUUUGGAGUCAAACAGCAAGCCUAUCAUUCAGCCCAGAACAUCCUGCCCCAAGACCCAGAACAUGAACGACACGUAUGCCGUCGUUAACAAGCCCAAACAGCGCCCAGCUGCCGGCUCUGCCCCCCCUCACCCAACUGUCCAUCACUAUGACAACGCGCAACUAGGAUUGCCCAGUUCUUCAGCCGGCCCUCUCUACAGCACGGUGAAACCCAAGAAUCGGGCCAGCGGGCCUCCCGCUCAGCCUGCAAAGCCAGACAGGGCAAGACCAGCAAGCUCUUCAUCAGAAGACUACGAGUUUGUCUCCGGUGUUUUUAGGACUCCGAGCCAAAAUGCUUUGACCGUUAAGUCCAGUACGGGACCCAAUGCAGUGAGAAAACCUUCUCCCAGCCCGUCCUCCACAGAAGAUGAUUACGAAUACGUGGAGACACCCAUGAUCAGCAGGACAGCCAGCCAGGAUGGCAGUAUGGGGUUCAACUAUCGCGUGAAGAAGCCCAGAGGGCCCCGCGACCCCCCUGUCCAGUGGAGUCGUGCCGAGCGCUAGGCCGGCAGUCGCCUCCAGAAGCAAUGUUGGCUUCCUAUUGGCUUCCAAAACUGACGCAAUGAUGUGCCUGUUGCACCAGGAAAAGUGCAGACGCAUGGCAUUAUGGGACUGACCUACGAAUGCUGAAUGAGUUUAAUGUAAACCAUGUGACAUAUAAAUAGACUGGUUUGUUCUCGUCAUACAAACCAGAGAACAGAGCUAAGCACCUUCUAUAAGAAGCAACAAUUAAUGUAGCGCUACUGUGACCGGUAGCAGUUACCAUGGAGAGGGGCUCAGCAAAAUCCUUCCCACCAGAGCAGUGGUCCUAAUUUAAGCCUGAAUCUAAAGACAGAGUGGAAAAUCACUUCAACUUAAGAGCUAAGGAAGCUGGUCUACAGCUUCUGCAGACUGGUGUUCCCCCCACCUCUGCUGCUCUAAAUAUUUGUGCACACGUGCAUGCACGCGCGUGUGUGUGUAUGUGUGUGUGUGUGUGUGUAUAUAUAUAUUCAUGCAUGCGUGUAUAGCGGAAAAUAUUGUAAGGGUAUUUUCAUCUGGCUGUACUACAUGAAAUAAUAAAAUGGAAAUUAUUACAGACAA
Molecule: messenger RNA, 2266 nt
Organism: Paramormyrops kingsleyae
Lineage: Eukaryota; Metazoa; Chordata; Actinopteri; Osteoglossiformes; Mormyridae
Gene: ptpn18
Product: protein tyrosine phosphatase non-receptor type 18
Biological process (GO): protein dephosphorylation
Cellular component (GO): nucleus; cytoplasm
Molecular function (GO): non-membrane spanning protein tyrosine phosphatase activity
Source: RefSeq, a predicted model, not a curated record